UAACUAUAUGAUUUGCUACGUUUCGCACAGAACUCACAAAGGCGUGAAUUUGGAUUCAGGUCUUUAUUCGUAGCCCCCAUGGGGCCUUUUUCUUCUUUCGUGGUAACACGUGCAAAGAGAAGGUGGUGUUAUCUGACAUUUCGGCGCAAUGCGACGGUGUCUCAUCCGUAUUGUUCCGCCGGCUCUCCUGAGAUAGCUGUUGCUGAUGAUGAUAGACUAAUUAAUAGGAAUGACUUCAGAGGAGUGACGACGCGAAGUGAGAAGAAGGAAACUGCGCGCUUUCCUGAAACAGUUCUGUCGAAAAUACAGGAGAGCCUACGUCGAAAUUACCGGAUAUCAGGCAGUACUGUCUUUCUCGAAGUUGUGAAGAAGUUAGAAGAGCAAGAUCAGCCCCUUAUAAUGACGCUACGACGGUCACCAGAUCGCUGGUUGCCCCUCCUUUUUCGAGCUUGCGGGAAAGCCACCUCUAAUGUCCCGAAAUCUUCUCGUCAGCAAAUCUUAGCCCGUUUUUGGAAGCAGUUGAACCUUAGAGGCAUUCCGAUCAACAUCCCAUCAGUCAAUGCAUUGUUGUCUUCUUUGCUGGAAAAUGGUUCAGAAUUUGAUUGCGGCGAAGUUUUGAACGAUAUCGAAGGGAACAGGCAACUGCAACCAGAUCAGGAAACCUUCCAGCUGCUUCUCACCAAUAUCGCUCGCCAUGGAGAUAGCGACGGUUGUCGAGACAUGGUGUAUGAAAUGGCAAAACGAGGUUUCAUUGUCGAUCGAGCUUGCAAUGACGCACUCGUCUACUGCUUUGGAGUAAGAGGACAUCACGCAAAGGCAGAUUCAUUGGCAGAGCAAGCCUUGGGAAAGUACGGUGUUGAUGCUGUGGCAAGCGCGCAAGGUGCUUGCGCUAGAGCUGCUGCUGCUCGUGCGGAUUUGAAUCGGCUGAGAUCGGUGCUUCGUCGAACUGUGAUGGGUGAAGAACGUCGACUCAUACUUUCCGUAAAUGACAUUUUCGAAACUAUUUGGCUAUUGUCAGAGAAGAGCCGAGAAGGUGACGGCGCUGAGUUUGUCAAUCUCACUGAACAGAUGCUGGACCAUACAAAGCGUUGCCCUGGAUUCUUUCGCUAUCUAAUCAGAGAAGUGGAGACCCACAUAUGCCAUCAACAUUACUAUACAGCGGUAGCUCUGCUGGAGGACACCAACAAGAUAUCCGAUUUCUUGAAAAAUCAACAAAAAUCUUUGUUUCUGAAACAGAUGAUCGCUCAGCUUAGUAGGCAGAUUGUACGGAACGAGGUGAAUGUUGUAAAGAUGAAUGACAUUGCCAAUCGCGUCGCUACCAUUUUCCAAAGUCAGCAAAAAGCUCUUCGGAUUCAUGACGAUCUGCUUUACGCCGUUAUGAUGUACAAAGAAUUCUCUAUGGAUAAACGCAUUGAAUACGUGAAUGCUUUGAUUGAUAUGGUAGACAGAGAUCGAACUAGGCAUCAUUUGGUACUACCGCUUCUCACUAGCACAGAUGAUGUUGAAGAGCGACUGAAGUUGAUUUUUCGCUGUGCAAACAUGGGUUACAAGGAUCUGUCAGAGCUUGAUAUCUCUGUUUUGUCACCGGUAUUGUUACAACCACUCUAUGAUCGGCAACGGACUUCCCGUGGAGAUCAGUCAAAACUGAAUAAGCUAGCUAGGAUUUUGAAGAGUUUUGGCAUAGCAUCCGAUUCUGUGUGGCAAACCAUGUAUUCGUGGUGGCAAGAUAAAGUUGCGAGCGAGAAAAGAGUAGCUGAUUUGGCAGAUGCUUCACGACCUUUGUCCGGAGAGCUCAAGGAAUGGCUGAAGUUACAGUAUACAGCUACCUUUGAAAUGGAGAAGAAAAGCAGUAUGAAAGGGUUGCCGGUUCGGAUUACCUACGAGAGGCUGAAAAAAUUUGUGGAUGAUCGCGACUCUUCGAAGGUCCAUGCGUUCCUUUCGUCAUAUGGCUGGCCAGAAGAUACAAACUUCGAGGAGAUCAUUCCAGAUGUGCUUGGGCUCUAUCUCGACCAUGAAGAAUGGUCAAAUGUCAAGAAAAUGCUCAUUUCACUAUCGGCUCAGUCUGCCAAAUGGCAAAAACCGGAUGAUCCAUCCUACAGUCCCAUAAAGAAUUACCAUUUGCUGCAGAUUCUGAGAAGACUUUCAAAUGAAGCCGAAGAGAUCUCGCUCGUGAAAAUGGUCAAUUAUGCCUAUGAACUUCGGCGGCUCUUUCCUGAAGCUACUGCCAAUUAUGACACUUUCUUCAACACUCUGCACGAAUACAAUCGUUUGUUCGGAAAAUGUUUUGAGAGGCUUCCAAAUCCAUCUGUAGAAAAAAUUGACGAAUGCAUAGAUCUCUUACGAACGCUGAUCAAGUUGGAAAUACUCCAACUUCAUCCUAACGAAACAUUGACUUCUGUGUUUAUAGGAAAUGUUUUGAGGAGGCUUGGCUGGGAAGAAGCAGUAAAUACCUGGAUGAAGUUCCAGUCUGGACUGUAUUGCUCUAAUGGAAUUGUCACAUUAUUACGUUUUUGCCUCUCACAGAAAUCAGAGGCCUCCAAGCGCAACAUUCAGUAUGUGCUGCACAAAGCCCAAAACUUCCUUCCACAGUCUCGAGUCCACUGUCUUUACGCAGCUGUUUUGGUAGCCAAGCGGCAUGAAGACGAGGCUGCUGAGUAUCUGGAGGAGCAUAAGGCUGAGAUCGAUCCGUUAGACUGUGUGAUGGCAAUGCGAUAUAUGAAUGCACUACGAGCGAAAAUGGUUGACGAGGAGUUUAUAAGACAGUUCGCGGAAUUGUGUCUCAAGCAUACCAAACUCAUUGAAAAUGUGGAGGCGACUCGACAGAUGCAGACUGACUGGUUGCGACUAUGUGAACAGCGCAAAAUGGCUCCACUGGCAUUACGUCUCUACGAUCUGUUUAAGAAAUAUGGUGUGGACGUACAAGAUGAAGAGAAAGAGCGACUUUGGGAAAUGAUUGGAGAGCACGACGUCUUGGCGAAGCGAUGGAUUUAUGAGCCAGAAGGUUUUCUCCGAAUCAAACCUGACGAUGAAUUGGUACGAAACACCGACAUUUGGCAGAUCCAGCAAGCUCUAAAAGCUGAAGUUUCUGCGGCGCGAGCCUCUGCUUAGAAACGUGGAUUUCACAUAUCCGCUUAAAAUCCCUAGAAAAUGAUGAUCUCUUUUCUUAGCUGUUGAUGCCUUGUAAUUUAGUGCCUAGUCUUCAAUAGUCGCUUUAGUUUUUAGUACCUCUUCCAGCUCAUCAUGUUCUUGUUGCUCAGAACUCUUGUGUACGGGUAUAACGGCUGACCUCUUGUUCAUGUAGAUCAAUUUAGUUUCUCAGUGUGAACUAAAGAUUGUCCAUGCAGUUAUCCAUGC
Molecule: messenger RNA, 3354 nt
Organism: Cylicocyclus nassatus
Lineage: Eukaryota; Metazoa; Nematoda; Chromadorea; Rhabditida; Strongylidae
Source: the annotation of a GenBank genome assembly